AGCCUCAUCCACAUUCUAAAAUUCCCACACAUACACAAUCCACCAUACAAGCAAAAGAUAAGAUUUUUAUCAAGAAACAAAAACUCUUUACGCAUCCCCAACCUCCAUUGUUGAAUUCUGGAAGAAAACCCUAAUCGGACAUUAUGUCUUGCUCGAAUCUAACAAUGUGGGUAUCUUCAAAACCCUCAUCACUCGAUUCAUCUGCCCUCUCCUUCAGAUCGUUCAUCAGCCCAGUUCAAAUCCCAAAUUCCAAUCCAUCAAUUUCGAAUUCCAGACCUUCUUCUUCCUCGAUCAAUUGCAGUCUGAAGGAGCUUCGUGGUCGUAUAGAAUCAGUGAAGAACACCCAGAAAAUCACUGAAGCAAUGAAGCUUGUUGCAGCUGCGAAAGUGAGAAGAGCUCAAGAAGCUGUCGUGAAUGCGAGACCAUUUUCAGAAACUUUAGUUGAAGUUCUUUACAGCAUCAACGAACAGCUCCAAGUAGAAGACGUUGAUGUCCCACUUACCAGUGUCCGACCGGUGAAGAAGGUGGCGCUUGUGGUGGUCACCGGAGACCGUGGUCUCUGCGGUGGUUUCAACAACAUGAUCCUUAAAAAAGCAGAAGCAAGAAUUCGUGAACUCAAAACUCUUGGACUUGAAUACGUAGUCAUCAGUGUUGGCAAAAAAGGUAACUCUUAUUUUUCCCGGCGACCAUACAUUCCGGUGGACAAGUUUCUUGACGGAAGCAACCUCCCCACUGCAAAAGAAGCCCAGGCGAUUGCAGAUGAUGUUUUCUCACUUUUUGUAAGUGAAGAAGUCGAUAAAGUCGAACUGUUGUACACAAAAUUCGUCUCUUUGGUCAAAUCCGACCCUGUGAUUCAUACAUUACUUCCAUUAUCGCCCAAAGGUGAGAUCUGUGACAUCAAUGGAGUCUGUGUUGACGCAGCUGAAGACGAGUUUUUCCGGUUGACCACAAAAGAAGGAAAGUUGACCGUUGAACGAGACGUCGUGAGGGCUGAAACCAUUGAUUUCUCACCGAUCUUGCAAUUCGAACAGGACCCAGUUCAGAUUCUUGAUGCUUUGCUACCAUUGUAUCUAAACAGUCAGAUCUUGAGGGCUUUACAGGAGUCUUUAGCGAGUGAGCUUGCUGCUAGAAUGACUGCUAUGGGGAACGCGACUGAUAAUGCUGUGGAGUUGAAGAAGAACUUGUCGCAGGUUUACAAUCGGCGACGUCAGGCCAAGAUCACCGGAGAGAUUUUGGAGAUUGUUGCUGGUGCUGAUGCGUUGGUUUGAUUGGGUUUUGGAAUCGGUAUACUUCUUGAUCUUAUAAUGUUUAUCUGUCUUUUUCGGAAUUAAUUGCGAUAUGUAAUCAUGAUACUCCCACUAAGCAAAUGAAAUUUGUGUAUUUGAAUAUAUAUAUAUAUAUAUAUGUAUAUGAAGAAGUUUAUCA
Molecule: messenger RNA, 1425 nt
Organism: Lactuca sativa (garden lettuce)
Lineage: Eukaryota; Viridiplantae; Streptophyta; Magnoliopsida; Asterales; Asteraceae
Gene: ATPC1
Product: ATPase, F1 complex, gamma subunit protein
Biological process (GO): proton motive force-driven ATP synthesis
Cellular component (GO): chloroplast thylakoid membrane
Molecular function (GO): proton-transporting ATP synthase activity, rotational mechanism
Source: RefSeq, a predicted model, not a curated record